This is a messenger RNA of Haliotis rufescens (red abalone), 2910 nucleotides long. RefSeq names its product melanopsin-like. The record is from RefSeq and is a predicted model, not a curated record. Gene Ontology annotation, molecular function: G protein-coupled receptor activity. The transcript has 2 exons. The coding region runs from base 1050 to 2306 and encodes 418 amino acids. Gene Ontology annotation, cellular component: membrane. Gene Ontology annotation, biological process: G protein-coupled receptor signaling pathway. Lineage: Eukaryota; Metazoa; Mollusca; Gastropoda; Lepetellida; Haliotidae.
CACAAAUGCCCUAAAAACGUGGGUUGGGAAACAAGUCUUUGAGGUCAGAUCUGUUGAAAGCAUCAUUCGUCAUGGGGUUAAAUCAAAAUCUCGUACACAUCACACGCCUCUGUACGUGGUUCCAGCUCUUUAUAAGUCCCACAAGGACAUCUGCCUGUUUCACAGUCACGUGAGACGUACGUGAUUGUAUAAGGAGAACUUGUUUUGUAGGCAUGUGAAGGGCACCAGGUUUGGUACAUCGCCACGCUAAACACCGGAUGCCAUGCUCUGCGAGUUGGAUGUGAUGGUAGUAGAGGAGUCGUGGCACAGAGUGUCAGGAAGGGGGCCAUGAGUCUGAGACAGGUAGCUUGUGCCACUGACCCCUCCUUGUCAGACAUCUUGCACAUCACUGCAUGUCCUAUACUCCAAUAGAAGACUGUACCGCGUUCUUAGUCUUGGCGCUGAUAUUUUGGAGACCAUUCCAGAGUCUGAGACACAUGUCACUGAUAGGAUGACGGUCUUCUGGAGCGCUGAGGCUUGUUCUACAACUGUGAUGAUCCUUAGCAUGAUAUAUCACUGGUUGUGUUGCCAGAUGGUCGGAGGAGAGUGAAGCAGAACCUUUUUGUGGAACUGAUUUUCAACACGCCAUUUCCAGUCCCAAACGAUUCGUUUAGCAUUUAAACCUAUUCGCGGGACACUUACGUGACAAUGGAUUUAUUUAAUAUUCUCCUAGAACCUCAACACAACUGACAUUUUUACAUAAUAGAUCAACAAAUGCGAGCUUCAGAGUGACCUCUUCUGUGGAGCAGGACCGAUGUGAAUAACACGCUCUUGGGGCUGAUGGUUCUAAGUGUUUCCCGUUACUUCAUCGCCCCUUGACGACGACUAAUACCACAGUGCUAACACGCUAAGCAGUGAGUAGCUAAUGCUUGUUAUUUGGAGGCUUCAUGUUCACCAGGAACUGCCUGUAACCAUUACAGAACCGUUACAUCCGUCUCACGGCCGAGCACCUCACCACGAGCACGCAGUCCACGCCAUGACACCCGGUGUUUAGAAGCCAGCACGACAUUAUGAUACCUGCCAUUGAGAUGGAAACACCCAGGACGAUGAACACAAGCACUCCAGACCCUCUCGGCGUAACUGCAGCGACGUCAGACAACACCUCCUCCAGCGAGUACGACUACAAGCACGACGGACAUGGUCUGUUCAAAUGGCAUGGCGCUGAGAUCCUGUUCCUUGUCAUCAUAUUCCUUGUGGGCACCGUGGGCAACGGCCUCGUCAUGUACAUCUACCACUUCCGGUGGAGACGGUCUAACUUCACCUUCUUCAUCAAAGUCUUGGCGGCCAUCGACUUCUUUAACUGUGUAGUGUCAGUGCCCUUGUUCUUCGUGAUGACCGUCGACGGGAGUCAUUCGGCGUUCGACCCGUUGUGCAAGACGACGUCGUUUAUAGCAAUAUCCAACGCGGUGUCUUCAGCCGUGGUGCUGACAAUUGUUGCCUUUGACAGAAACAGAAAGAUCCACAGACCACUGAAACAUGAGAUUCGUGAAUCAAACACCCGGAAGCUGGUGGUGUUCGCCCUCGUUAUAGGAUUACUAGUGUCUGUUCCUGGUGUCUUCUCGUUUGGAAGUAAACAUACGCGGUAUAGCGAGAACGGUAAUAUUUUCAACAUCACCUGGUGUUUCUUCUCGGACGAGAACCUCGGUAGUACCCUGGUGUACGUGUACGUCGCUGUUCUCGGUGUUGUGUUCAUGGUGAUCAUGAUGGCCAUGUCGUCGCUGUACUUCUCCAUCUGGAGAGCUCUUCGGCUUCACCUUCAGAGGAGGGAAUCUCUUGGGUGCCACCGGUCCUCAAUUGGCAUGACCAAGAACGGAAAUUACUACAGAUCUCAAAAGACUACAGCGAAAUUAUUCUUCAUCAUAACUGUGGCAUUCUUUGUGAGUUAUUUCCCGUAUUAUAUCAGCAUUGCAGUAUUUCUGAUAGACGAUUACAAACAUCAGUUGACAUCACUGAAGAAAGCCUUCGCCGACAUUGCCAAACUUGCGCCGUUGGCCAGCUGUGCUAUAAACCCUCUUAUAUAUAGUAUAUCCUCAGCUCGAUUCAGGAGAGAGAUCGCUCAGAUCUUUAAACGCGCUGGGAGGACAUCAGAAGCGAAGAAGAAGAUUCUGUUCAACUCACUCAAUAGCCAAGAACAGGCAGGACAGCUCCAACUGAAGCACUCCCGCUCACAAUCCGGCUCUUCAUUCGGACUUAAGUCGGUGUCAAAUGACCAGAUUGUGUUUGGAAAGAUCAACAUUCCUACUACUGAGAAACAAUCUUACUCUUGAGCGCUGUAUGUGACAGAGACAUGGUAGACACAGAGUUCUAUAUUUUUCUACAGGGGUCAUGAUCAAAGCCAGUCGUUGCCUUCCAUCCUCAUCUCCGACCAUGGGGGUCCAUUCCUCCAUGUUUCCAUUUGCUGUGACGUCUUAAAAUAACCCAACGAUCACAGAAGCUAUUUAUUAACAGCGCUCUGACUACUAUAAUCUAUGCAGAUAUGUUAAAGACGCCUUAUUUAAUGAAAAUAUCUGACAAUAUCUUACAUACCGAUUCCGUUUGUUUGCAAGUGUUAAAAUUGUUUUUUCAACUUGAAAAAAUAUUCUUAAUAUCUAAGAACAUGGAUGCUGCAAUGUUUAAAGCUUGUAAACUACCAUGUCAGAAAGAUGCAAUUUGAUUGGGUAGAAUGUUGGCUGCUUCUCAACUUAACAAGGCCGCUAUUGGACAAGAUGGUUAUAUUAGGAGGCGAGUAACGUUAACACGGCUCGCCGCUUGCUACAUCCAGUAUGUACAGUGGAAAUUUUGCUUGACGUCGAAUGAUGUGCAUAAUUUUUAUUUUCAUUUUACAUGUGUUUUCUAUCACGUGACAGAUUCUUAUAAAAUCUCUUUUUCAUA